Labrus mixtus (cuckoo wrasse) is the source of this 3041-nucleotide messenger RNA. Its product is annotated as armadillo repeat-containing protein 1-like. Lineage: Eukaryota; Metazoa; Chordata; Actinopteri; Labriformes; Labridae. Gene Ontology annotation, molecular function: metal ion binding; protein binding. The transcript is spliced from 7 exons. Bases 234 to 1070 code for a protein of 278 amino acids. The record is from RefSeq and is a predicted model, not a curated record.
GCACAGCUGCUAGCUAAGGAAGCAUAGUAAAGAAAGGGACGCAGGCCUAGCCUAGCGGUGGUGACAUUAUUAUUUUUUUUACGUGUUUAUGAAUGUGUUGGGACUCAGCUGUCUACACUUACAUCUACUGUAAUUGAAGCAAACCAGGGUCGUCUCAUGAGUUUACUGAAAACUGAAAGAAAGUAAAGGGAAGAGGUUGGUUUGAUGUGUGUGACGUCAAGACAAGAGGCACCAUGAGUGCGGAGAUGGAUGCACUGACUGUGGUGAACCAGCUGCGAGAUCUUGCUGCAGACCCCCUGAAUCGAAGAGCCAUAGUAGAAGACCAAGGCUGUCUGCCAGGUCUCAUCCUGUUUCUGGACCACCCCAACCCACAGGUCGUCUACUCUGCACUAUUGGCCGUACGCUACCUGGCAGAAUGUCGAGCCAACAGGGAGAAGAUGAAGGGCGAACUGGGCAUGAUGCUGAGUUUGCAGAAUGUCAUGCAGAAGAGUACUUCACCCGGGGAGACUAAACUACUGGCGUCUGAGAUCUAUGAGAUCCUGCAGGCAGCUGGUAAAGAAGAAGCCGAGCAGGCCGAGGCAGCAGCCGCCUCCUGCCAGCGUAAAGCCCACUUCUUCCUGGGCUCCAGCAACAAGAGGGCCAAAACUGUGGUGCUGCAUAUCGAUGGACUGGAUGACCCUACUCGAAGGAGCCUUUGUGAGGAGGCGUUGCUGAAGAUUCGGGGGGUCAUCAGCUUCACCUUCCAGAUGGCUGUGAAGAGAUGUGUUGUCAGGAUCCGCUCUGACCUUAAAGCUGAUGCAUUGGGAACAGCAAUCAAUUCCACCAAAGUAAUGACGGCUCAGCAGGUGGUGAAGACAGAGAAUGGAGGAGAGCUGAUAGUUCCAUUCCAGGAGGGCUCUGAAGACGCAGAACUGGUAGAGGAAAACUUAGACAUCCCAGACUACCUACCAGAGGAGGAGAGUCCAUCCCAGGAGCAGGACAAGGCAGUGACGCGUGUCGGCUCAAUCACAGACGGCAUGGGCUGGCUCAGCACGGCCGCUAACUUCCUGACACGCUCCUUUUACUGGUGACCACUUCCUGUGAUCUUUUCCUUGCUCCCCGGCUCUCUCUAAGGUACCAUCCAGCUGCAGUCUAAGCCUCUCUCAGUCUUGACCUGGACUAAGCCCUGCCUCGCGGCCCCACAUUAGUGUAGAGUUCCCUCUGCAGAGCACAGUGCUCCAGCUGUGUGCGUGCAACAAGUGCUGGACUGGCAAGUGGAACCUGCAGUAACUUAAACUUGUGUAUAUAUUGAGCUACAAAUCCCUGUACUGGCUGUGUGUGCACAACUAUAUACUAGCUGCAUAUGUAACUCACAAGACAUAGCCAGAGGACUUUGCAUCAGCCGAAACCAAACAACGUUCUGGAAAUGUGUAAAGCUGACAUGUGGCAGGCAUAUUUAAUUUUUCUGAGGCUGAUUUUGAGUACAUUGAAAAUUGGGAGUUCCUUUAAUUUUGUUUUGCAUGAUGUUUUUGGUUUCUUUCCUUCUAUUGUCUUUUCUCAUUCAUUUUCUUUUGCUCUAUAUAUAUUUUUUAUUUUUCAUCCUUUAAUUUUCAAAAUGAAACCAUUUCCCCGCCUACAUUUUUUUUUUAAUUAGCAUGCUAUAAGUCUUUGUGCCAAUUUUUCCUUGAUGCCUAGAUCCUAAAUUAUUGUGUGUGCCUUCUGUUAAAAUUUACUUAAUAUUACAUUUUCAUCAUUCAAUCAAAUGAAAGGAGAAUUACAGUAAGAUCAGAACUGUGCUCCUUAGCAGCAGCUAGCUUUUAGCUCACUGACAGAUGACACUUCAGUAGAAACAGUCAAUUUAGACACCAGCAGGAGGCCGCAGCCCAGUUAGCCACUGGCUCACAUGCAUUAGACUGUUUGUUACAUACUGAACUCUUUUGAACGGACUGACAGCUCCUUGUGUUAUUUGCACAGACUUUAGGCUACCUCUGCUUUCAGCCCUCUAUCUCACAUUAUGAGCAUUUCUUUUCUCUUGUAGUUUGAGUCAAACUUAGAUAUGCAUGGUGAAGUCUAUGUGUUAGCUGCCCGCUUUGUUACCUGGACUCCCAGUGAUAUUUUUUACAGUAUUGUAGUUGCCCUGUCCAGUUCUCAGUUUGGCCAGCAGUGUCCUUACAGCAAAGAUCACGAUGGUGCACGCACACCAACACACACAGAUAAAGAGGACUCACUAAUGCUUUCAUAUGAUCAGUGUUGGUGUACGUGAACAAGUUUGGAUUCUGUGCGUUUAGUAAAAGGUGCCUGAUUGCGCCAAAAUCUUAGAUCUUACAUGUGAAGGAAUUUCUUCUUUUGUUUUUCAUACUCAUUUGCAUUUCUAAGAAUUAGAGGUAGCAGCCAAAGCUAACACUCUUUUUUUUUAUUUUUCCCCUACAACCCCCUGACUGACACCAGGUUUAAUUAUGAGCUCCUCUGUCUUGUUUGAAUAUCAUUCAGAAUAAUUAUACAUGUUGCUGACCAGGUGACUUGUAUUGUUCUGACAGUGCGGAGAUGUCACAGUGGGUUGUGGUCAAACUGAUGGAGGAAUGACCUGAAUCAAAGGUCAGGAUUCUCUUACAAAGCAAUAAUAUUAUUUGUUUUUGCAUUAAAUGUAGUGAUUAAAUAUCAGCAUCAGCCAUCAAAACAAUGUUUUUUGAACAAAUCUUGUGAGUUUAAAGUUUGGCUCAUCAGUAUUAGAAUUCUUUAUUGUCCCAUGUUUGCACAAAAACGAUGUCUAAGUUCCAUCAUGUAAUUUCAUUUUAAAUAUUUGUUUUCUCAGCUCAUACUGCAAGGAAAUACUUGAACAUUGUUUCUCAGAACUGUCUCUGUGUUGAUCAAAGUGAAAAUUCCCCUUAACUGUUCAUUAACCACAUCUAUAAGGUUGACAAAACCACAACCCAAGUCCUCAAAAAUGUAACUUCAUGUGCACAGACUUCAUGUGUCUGUCUUCAAAUGUAAUAUAAUGUAAUCUUAAAACUGUAGAUUCCAGGACACUGUUCAUGCAAAUGAUGAUAAACUUAAAAUCUUAA